AUGGUAAUUAGUGUUGUGGACACAAAUCCUAAUCAUUCUUCAAAUUCAUCAUUUGUGGAGUUCUUUGAUUCUGAUUCACAAAAUACUUCAUUGACUGACAAUAAUAAUAUUGAAAAUAAUGUGAAGCAAUCCGUAAGAAUGAAAAACAAUGAAAAUGAGGGCAAAUAUAGUGGGGAGAAGAGCGACCCCUUACAACGUGUAGCUCAGUCGCAAAACCCAUGGGUCGCGGGUGCGCCCCGUUCUCAACCACCAAAUCAAAGAGCGAGCGCUGGUUUGAACCCACAAUUAGCUCUUAUACUUCAACAAAACCCAAGACUUAGACAAUUGGCCGAACAGAACCCAGAAAUCGCUCAACAGAUCUUUCAAAAUCCCAGACUUUUAAGAGAUCCCAGAAUUCAGAACUUAAUUCGAGCGCAAUUAGGUAAUGGAGGCGGCGCUGGUUUAUUAGGCCUACUGCCUGCCUUAGGUCAGUUGGGAGGUGCGCUUAACCCUCUAGGAAUUGGGUUGGGUGCUGGCGGUCCGUCCAGACAAAAUGGCGCUGGAGUUGGUUUAAAUGGACAAAAUGAUGCGCAAACUGGAGGGGGUGGUGGACUUUUCGGUGCCCCGCGUGGUGUUAAUAGACGCCCCCUAAAUAGAAAUCGAAAUAAUGAGGAGAAUAUUGGCGGAGGUUUUUAUGGAAAUAAUAGAAAUUAUGGCAAUAAUAACAACAAACUUAAUAAUAGAGUAAAUAACGUAAAUAGUAAUGAGGGGAAUGGAGACGACGCUAAAGAUGAUAAUUCAAGUGAAGAGGGGGACAACUCGGGUGAAGAGGGCGCUGAUGAGGGCCAGGAAGGAGGGGAAGGCGGCGAAGAAGGCGGCGAAGAGGGUCAAGAGGCUCAGGAUCCAAAUCAAGAUCCAUCCAAUGAUCCCGAUAUUCAACAAUUGCAAAAUUUAGGCGGAGGUAUAGGAGAUAACUUUCCUGAGGGUCUCUUUCCUCCCGGACUUCUAAGUAAAGACGAUUUGAACGAAAUUAGGAAACAACAGGAGAAACAGGCAAAGGAACAGGCGGUCAAAGAUCAACGACAACAGCAACAACAAGCGGGCGGUGCCAAUGAUCAGGCUAAUAAUGGCGAAGGACAAGACUAUGAUUAUGGAAAUGGAGGGGAAGGAGGAGAAGGAGGAGAAGGAGAUGGCAGUGAAGAAGGGGAAGGCGUUGAGGGCGGCAGUGAUGGCACGGAAGGCGACACUACUGAAGAUGGCGGCUCAGAUGAUACGACAUCUGAACCAGAAUCGCCCAAACCUGUAACCACAACACCGGCCGCACCGCCCGCUUAUCGACAACAAAAUAAUAAUCAAAAAUACAGACCAGAAUUUGGAGGAAUUAGACAGUCGUCUGUCAAUAAUCCUGGCGUUGAAUACGACGAGAUAUUAGACGAAAACACACCUGUAGUCACUCCUCCCGCUCUAAAUAAUGUUAAACACAGGGUUAAUGUGGCCAAAGGGAGAAUCAAUACAAUCCCACAACCAAUUCCAGUGCCGGGCCCUCAAUAUAACCAACAGCCAAUUCAACCAUUAAUUAAUGGACAGGGGAGAAUCAAUACAAUCCCACAACCAAUUCCAGUGCCGGGCCCUCAAUAUAACCAACAGCCAAUUCAACCAUUAAUUAAUGGACAGGUUUUGUGAACAAAAUAAAUAUUAAUGCUGUCAUCUAUAUGUGGGUUUUGUCACAAAAUAUAUGUGGUUCACACAACUGAUUGUAUUGAAUAUUGUAUAAUAUUCCUCAAUUUUGUUCACACAAAUGAUAUGUUCACACAGUUGACGUU
Molecule: messenger RNA, 1802 nt
Organism: Medioppia subpectinata
Lineage: Eukaryota; Metazoa; Arthropoda; Arachnida; Sarcoptiformes; Oppiidae
Source: the annotation of a GenBank genome assembly